GACAGCAUCUGUGUGCCUGGAAGCAUUUUCAAAGUCUUCCUACAGUACGCUCUGAAAUGAAAGAUCCUGUUAAGAAAGGAUCAUUCAGUUGUCAGAGAACUUUAAUCGGGACCAUAAUUUAUAAGUCUUCUUUUACAACAUAGAUAAGAUAAUAUUUAACAAAAAGUCUUGGGAAGCAAAAGCUUCAUUUAAUAGUUAGAUGUUUAACCUUUGAGUAUACUUCAGGCGUCUUAAAUCUCUUCACCACGUCAGCAAAUCCUGGAAUUUAUCAGAUUCAUAACUGGGUCUUUCCAGCAGUGAAAAUACCGUUGUGGGUCCGGUAAAAUCAUGAAGACUUGCCAGGUGUUUCUGGGGUUGGCUGUAGCCGCUGUCGUCAUCACUUUAAUAGCUGUUCCCGCGGCGAUGUUGUUAGGCAGAAAUGAUCUUAAAGAAAAUGAUUCCCAAAAAACAUUCUCCCUGGAUGACUACUUCAAUGAUACCAUCAGGUACAAAUCAUACAAUCUGCGGUGGAUAUCAGAUACUGAAUACCUGCAUAAAAGAGGAGGAAAUGUCUUUCGAUAUGAUGUGGAGACAAAUUAUGUUUCAGAGUUUUUGAGCAACAACACUUUUGCUCAAGUGGAUGCUUCAGAUUAUCUUUUAUCAGAUGAUCAGAAAUAUGUCCUUUUUGAAAGCAAUUACACAAAGCUAUGGAGGCAUUCAUAUACAGCUUCUUAUUCUAUUUUUGAUGUGGAUAAAUCAACGUUUGUGACAUCAUCCCAACUACCACACAAAAUACAGUAUAUAGAGUGGGCACCAACUGGGAACAAGUUGGCAUAUGUGUGGAAAAAUAAUGUUUACUUAAAAACAGAUGUUAAUGCAGCACCUGAAGCUGUAACUACUAACGGAGAAGAAAAUAAAAUUUUCAAUGGCAUCCCAGAUUGGGUGUAUGAAGAGGAAAUGUUUGCAUAUAACUAUGCUUUGUGGUGGUCUCCAAGUGGGAAAUUUCUAGCAUAUGCACAAUUUAAUGAUACGGAAGUAAAUACCAUUGAGUACUCGUUUUAUGGAGAUGGACAAUACCCAGAAACGGUCAUUUUUCCAUACCCUAAGGCUGGGUCUACAAUUCCUAUAGCAAAGCUGUUUGUUGUGGAUACCUCAAAUAUAUCACGAAUUGCAGAGGUUAUUGUACCAGACCCUAUGCGAUCAAGUGACCACUAUUUAAGCACAAUCACCUGGGUUACCGACAAUCGCAUUGCAGUUCAGUGGCUAUUUAGAGCACAGAAUCACAGCAUUUUAGUGGUCUAUGAUUACAGCACAGCUGGUUGGAAUCAUCUAAAGUCUUAUGAAGAAAAAAGUCAAACGGGCUGGGUUGGACAAUUUUACCCCCUGGAACCUUUCUUUGCUGCAGACAACAUCAGUUUUUACAAAAUAAUGAGUGACAAAGAUGGAUAUAAACAUAUCCAUUACGUGAAUUCAUCAGAUAACAGUGUUCCAAUAACAUCUGGAAAAUGGGAAGUCAUAUACAUUUCAAAACUAACCAAAGAUACCAUCUACUAUGUUAGCAAUCAACACGAAGGACGUCCAGGACAACGCAACCUAUACAGGAUUAAAAUUGGUAGCACUCACUCUAAUCCAGAAUGCCUUACCUGUAAACAAGAUGAAAAAAGAUGUCAAUACAACUCAGCUUACUUCAGCAAAAAUGCGAAAUAUUAUCGAAUGGACUGCUAUGGACCUGGAUUACCUAAAUUUACACUGCAUAAUUCCUCUGGUAAAGAAAUUAAGGUCCUUGAAGAAAACAAAGAUUUGGAAAACAUUCUUGCAGAAUUUCAAAUGCCAACCAUACGUCGUGAGACCAUUAGUUUAGGAGAGUUUCAUCUUUGGUAUCAAAUGACUUUACCACCUAAUUUCGAUGAAUCUAAGAAAUAUCCACUGCUAAUUGAUGUGUAUGCGGGACCAUGCAGUCAGAAAGUAGAUUUUCGCUUCAGGCUGAACUGGGCUACAUAUCUGGCAAGCACAGAGAAGAUUAUUGUUGCAAGUUUUGAUGGAAGGGGAAGUGGUUACCAGGGUGAUAAAAUAAUGCAUUCAAUAUAUCGACGACUAGGAACAUAUGAGGUGGAAGAUCAGAUUACAGCUGUGAGGAAGUUUAUAGAUAUGGGCUUUAUAGACAAGACAAGAAUAGCCAUUUGGGGAUGGUCGUAUGGUGGAUAUGUCACCUCCAUGGCGCUUGGUGCUGGUAGUGGAGUUUUCAAGUGUGGAAUAGCUGUUGCCCCAGUGUCUAAAUGGGAAUAUUAUGAUGCCAUCUACACUGAACGAUACAUGGGACAGCCUACAGAAUCAGAUAAUCUAAAAUUCUAUCAGAAUUCCACUGUAACAGGAAGGGCUAAGAAUUUCAAAUCCAUUAAUUAUCUUCUAGUACAUGGAACAGCAGAUGAUAAUGUCCAUUUUCAGCAAGCUGCACAGAUUUCAAAAGCACUCGUCGAUGAACAGGUGGAUUUUGAAGCUAUGUGGUAUACAGACAAGGACCAUGGGCUUGGAGGAUCUGCGUACCAUCAUGUCUACACACAUAUUAGUCAUUUUCUCAGGAAAUGUUUCUCCAUAAACUAGAAAUAUUCAUCUUACUUUUAUACAUGUGAAAUUGAUAAAUAUUCUCUAGUCUGAAAGCAGACACUAUAUCCACACAGUUGUUUUUGAAACUUUCUAAUAAUUUGGCCAAAAAAAGCUGUAUUUGUGUUGAACACCACAGCAUAAUCACUGGCUCUCUGAGGUUUCACAGUGAGAAGAGAUGGGUUGCUGGACAAUUGAUAUCUUGGAUGGUUUUGCAUUAGUGUGAGUGCUGUAGUUUUAAUCUGCUUCCAUUACAAAUAGCCAUAGAGUGGUUGAGUACACAAAGAAAAAAAAAUAGUUGAUGGUUCUAAUUUAAAAUAAGAAAAACAAUGUAAAGUAGGACUAAUGAUUCUCAGUGGAUGAAGUCUCUGAACAAGUUUCUACAUAACAGUUUUGAACAUACUGUAAAACCAAAAUGUAAUUAAGUAUGCUUUUCAUCAUGACUGUGGUGAAGACCUCAUCAGCUCAAACGUUUAAAAUGAACAAGCCUUUUGCAAAUGAAGCUGCCUGCAUGUAUUUGUACAUCACAAUUUAACAUAGCUUGUUUUGUUUUAUUAAUGAGUUUGUUUUUAAACUUGCACUGAAUGUAUUGUGCAUCUAAAGCUGGAUUUUCUAUCAUGUAUGUGAAAAUAAAAUGUUUCAAAACUUG
Molecule: messenger RNA, 3229 nt
Organism: Lepisosteus oculatus (spotted gar)
Lineage: Eukaryota; Metazoa; Chordata; Actinopteri; Semionotiformes; Lepisosteidae
Gene: fap
Product: fibroblast activation protein, alpha
Biological process (GO): proteolysis
Cellular component (GO): plasma membrane
Molecular function (GO): serine-type endopeptidase activity
Source: RefSeq, a predicted model, not a curated record